AUGGACCGGCACUAUGGUCAGAUUGGCUCAGAUUGGACGCCUAAUGGCGCAAUUUGGGCCAAGCAUCGCUACACGGGCCACCAUGUCGCUUGGGAACUUGUUGAUAAAGCCAGCAACUCCGAAUAUCAACAAUACCGGUUCGCACGUGUUCACCUCGAUUCUGAGCUAUAUCACUGCGCGCUUGGCGGUCUCUGGGCGGUCGCCAAGCCGACACCGGUGUUAAUCCUCGCUGCAGAUCCCUGGCUUGGCAUCGUAGCCCAAUCUGGCAGCACCCAGGCGCAAUCGAGGUCAUCCAUCGUCAACACAACACCUCAACAACGGAACCCGACCUGUGAGACGGGCAACUCUAACCCUGCCAUUUUGGUCUUGCAAGAUCCCGUCAUCCUGAUCAAUAGCUCUCCCUACUACCUACACAGCAGCCAGUCGGCGGGCAACGAUACUACGUACGCAGUCUCACAGUCUCACACAGCUCAGCUUCAACCCACUGGCGGCAACAGCGAGCCAAAGUCUUGUGUCAAACCGCCAAGACGGGGGCUUACCUUAGCAGGAGAUUGCCCACCAUCGCGAGCUCGCUGCAGGGCAUCGUCCAGUCCAGGGCAGCUCAACGAGGGGACCGGGCUUGUCAAGGAACUAGGUCGCCCUGCGAGGGGAGGCCUGGAAAUACGCAAUGUCCCAAGCUUCUACAGGCCCCCAACCAGCUACCAUGUAACAAUCCCACGCUGCAAGGGCGCGCAAUUCGAACCCGCCGACGGCUCCGGACAACUUAAUCAUGGCGAUCUGCGCUUCCAAGAACCUAGCAGCCAAACCUUUCUUUUACGCACACGAGUAAUGACUAUCGGUCUGCCUGGCACGACUUGGCAUCAAUCUUAA
This is a messenger RNA of Neurospora hispaniola, 870 nucleotides long. RefSeq lists its product as uncharacterized. The coding region runs from base 1 to 870 and encodes 289 amino acids. The transcript is spliced from 2 exons. The record is from RefSeq and is a predicted model, not a curated record. NCBI's taxonomy places the organism in Eukaryota, Fungi, Ascomycota, Sordariomycetes, Sordariales, Sordariaceae.